Messenger RNA from Colletotrichum acutatum, 982 nucleotides. RefSeq lists its product as uncharacterized. Lineage: Eukaryota; Fungi; Ascomycota; Sordariomycetes; Glomerellales; Glomerellaceae. The record is from RefSeq and is a predicted model, not a curated record. The transcript has a single exon. The coding region runs from base 318 to 932 and encodes 204 amino acids.
GAUCCAAUGGUAGGGAGGCAAGGGCAAGGAGGGACCUUCCAGAAUGGCAGAACCCACCUCCUUCUCCAACAUUGGAAAAGUGCAUGAUUCGAGAAGGACCCCAAUAUUCAUCGUUUCAGCCUUUCAGGGUCCUGUCAAGGCUCACAGAGUCCCAGCUCAGGCCCCCGCCGGUGCAAGGUCAACCGGUGUCAAUCAGAUAAGCUCCUUCACCUUUUUCUUUUUGAAUUUUUCUCCUUCCCUACUCGCUGACCCCGGUACACGCCCAUCUCUCUCCGUCAACCUCUUACAAUUGCUUCAUUCUAGAGUCAGUCAUUCAUAUGUCAGUUUCGUCUGCUGUCUGCUGUCUGCUGUCUGCUGUCUGCCGUGUGCAGAGGCAAAAGGCAAUGGCCGGUGCAAAGUUGCACCUUGCAGAGCCCAGCCCCCAUUCUCCAGCAAGCUCCCAGGAGGCGAGAAAGAGAAGAGCAGCAACGCAACAAGCUGCGCCCCCGGGGCUAGCGAGAGCGCCAACGGCCAAUUUACUAGAUUGGAUCAGGGGGGGGGGAUUUCGGGAAACAAGAUUGGCAGAUGGGCAGGGGCGUGGCCUAGCCGUGAAUGAGCUGGGCGCGUCCAUUUCCAUUCUCUCAAUCUUUUUUUUUUAUUCUUUUUUUUUUCUCUCUUUGCGAACUUGCGCGUAUGUGUCCAUACUAUUAUUCGUACAUAUCCAUACCUGCGUACUUGCGUAUCCAUACGAAUACUUGCUGCCAUUCAUUUUGCCCUGCAUUUUCAGCGUUGAAUCUCAUACACACAGAUAUGUGGUUUCUCUACCUUUCUCCUUGCCUGUUCAUACCCCCAUUCAUUGUUAUUCACUCACCACAUGUCUGAUUGCCAUGUCCACAACUACGCCAUCGCGCAUACAGACUCACAGAGUACCUACACCACUUUGUACUGUGUAGGCAUACCUGAACAAUCAAUACCUUGGCUGCAACCACAACCACCACAACCU